AUGCCACCUAUCCCACAAGGUCAGCAAUUUGGCGCUAAUGCCAAGCCUAGACAACAUGCCGCGGCUGCUCCCGUGGUCUCAUACACACCAACCGAGACUGUGAUCCCUCCUACCUUGUACCACAAGGUGCCCAACUUGGAGUUGUACCAGAAGCUCAAGGAAGCCGAAAAAGACGUGGAUAUAUUAAUAUCAAGAAAGGCGUUGGAUUUCCAGGCUAUCCAGCAGAAGACUAUUCAUCCGCUGAACUUCAAGGGCGAAACUGGAAUCUUGAGAGUGUUUGUCUACAACACUAACGAGAACCAACCAUGGCAAAAGCAAUUGCAACAAGAACAAGGUAAGCAAGUGGCGGAUCCCCAUGCCGAAUCGACCUGGACUUUGAGAGUAGAGGGAAGAUUCUUGAGUGAUAGUCAAGACAAUAGCGAGAGCGAAGCUUUCAAGUUUAGCUCGUUCUUGUCUGGAAUCUCCAUUGACAUAAUUCCCAACGACGAUUACCCAGCCUUGCAAAACUCGCUGUCUAACAUUAUUGAGUGGAGAAAUGAUACCGGUGAUUUAUCCAGAAACAUCAACAGUGCUUCGUUUGACGGGUUAGACAUCAAGAGAAGUGGUAUUUUCAAUAUCAAUACUAAAAUAGCCAUUUUGGUGAAAAGCCAUUCUGCUAGACUCAAACUCAGCGAUGAAAUGUCUCAGUUUACGGGCAAGCACGAAUCUACCCAACAAGAGUUGAUUUACAUGAUUUGGCAGUAUGUGUUGUACAAGAACUUGAUAAGAAAAACUGACAAUCUCACUAAGGUGCCUGCUGUGUCCUCUUCAGGAUUACAUGACGGUACCAUCAACCAGGAUGCUGAUAAUGAAGACCUUACAGUUGCACAAGCAGACUCGGUGUUGAAAAGUCUCUUGAAGGUCGAUACAUUUAAAUUUACUGAUCUUUACAAACUUUUACAACCUCAUUUCAAGCCAAGAGCACCUAUCUUAAUUGAUUACGAGGUGAACACAAGAAAGUCAACAACCUUAGGAGAAGUGGUCCUCGAUAUUCCAAUUGAACUUCCAUUGAAUUUAAGCAAGGUCCAGAAGGAACUCCUCAACUUCAACAAGCUCGCUUUCGACAACCUCACCAAAGCUGAUGGUAUAAUUCAAAAAUUGAACUCAAGAAUUGCGUUGGGAAUCGUUAGCUUGCAAAAUGCCAACUUGAGAGAAGAUUUCUAUAGAUCUUUGAGUGAUGAUCCAGUUAAAUUUAUUGAGCAAUGGCUAGAGAGCCAAGCGGAAACGUUGAAGGCCUUGAAGAGCGAUGAAGGUUAUGAUGAAGAGAUUGUUAGACGUGCACAAUACUUUGAAGAAAACGAAAGCUUGAUCAGAGAUAAGAUUGAUUUAUUGUUGGGCUCAAAUAGAUUCUAA
This is a messenger RNA of Suhomyces tanzawaensis NRRL Y-17324, 1392 nucleotides long. RefSeq lists its product as uncharacterized. The transcript has a single exon. Gene Ontology annotation, cellular component: RNA polymerase I upstream activating factor complex; nucleus. The record is from RefSeq and is a predicted model, not a curated record. Gene Ontology annotation, molecular function: RNA polymerase I cis-regulatory region sequence-specific DNA binding. Gene Ontology annotation, biological process: transcription initiation at RNA polymerase I promoter; nucleolar large rRNA transcription by RNA polymerase I. NCBI's taxonomy places the organism in Eukaryota, Fungi, Ascomycota, Pichiomycetes, Serinales, Debaryomycetaceae. The coding region runs from base 1 to 1392 and encodes 463 amino acids.